UGGGCAGAUGGCGGGCCGUCACCCCCAGCCCGGGCCCUGCAGCCCCCUCACAGCCCAGGGAGCCAAGAGGCGGCAGAGGGGCCCCCGGGGGCCCAGGGCUGCCCCUCCUGAACUCGAGGACCCCAGGGUGAAGUGCAAGGACUGUGGGGCCUUCGGGCACAGCGCCCGGAGCAGCAGGUGCCCCAUCAGGUGCUGGCAGGGUGCCCUAGCCCCCCAGCCCUUGGGCUCCAGUGCGCUGAAGAUCCGGGACCCCCGGAAUCGGCAGGCCCCCCAGAACCCAGGCGCCCCCCUGGCGGCCCGGCCGGAGAAGGGGCCGACACAGAGGUGAGGAGCCAGGAGGGCGGGGACCAGGCUCGUGCUGAAGCCUGUGCAGACUGUGGCUGACCCCCCACUCCGCCAGGCAAGGACAGGGUUCCAGGAGGAAGAGAAGGGGCUCUGCCCUCCGGGACCCCCACUGGGAGCCCAUUCCCCGGGAGCAUCC
Messenger RNA from Manis pentadactyla (Chinese pangolin), 481 nucleotides. RefSeq names its product putative protein FAM90A26. The transcript is spliced from 2 exons. Lineage: Eukaryota; Metazoa; Chordata; Mammalia; Pholidota; Manidae. Bases 8 to 328 code for a protein of 106 amino acids. The record is from RefSeq and is a predicted model, not a curated record.